AACCAAUUUGGCCCUUCGUGCUACCUGCAGAGGCGAGAGACGGGCGCAGUGUCACCUGAGACUGUUAAUCAUUCAGCGUCUAACGUGCCCUAAAGACAGUCGUGUAAGGAGCCGGCUUCCCCGGCAGCAUAGGGUAACGAAGAUGUGGAAUCACCAGAAAAUGGAUGAAGAGACUUUGGGGGAGGAAAAUAAUGAGCGAUCGAUGGAUUUGCAUGUUCAAACUGUGACUGAGAAAUGUAAAAUGUCAAUGAUUGCCAUGCCGAAAUUCCGCUUCUAUCAAGAGGAAGUACAGCCAAAAGGUGCAUCUACAGGUAAAUGUGUCGUUUUCCUCAUUCUCAUCGUCGUCCUCAUCCUGGCGGGCCUAUGCAGUGUAAUUGCUGGCAUUAUCAUAUCGGAAAAACAAACCACUGGAAAUGUUUGGAAAGUGCACACCUUACAUUUAAACACGACGGAAACAGGAAGAGUAGAAGAACAAAUACAUCUCGACACUACUGACGAAAUUGUCAAAUACACCAUCUCAGAGGGUCAGUUUACAGCCAUAUAUGAUUACUCACGGGGUUUGAUAGUAAUCAAAACCGAGCCUUUGGCAAGAAUGCAUGAUAAGUUAGGCCGCUGCUUUCUCGCUACGGAAGAUCCCACCCUAGACAGCUCGGAACCUUUUAGUAGUGAGGCGCUUGAUGCAUUCCUUCAAAAGACCAAGAUGCUGAAUGUUCGGGGAUCCCGUACAAGUGUUCGUAAUUACACAGUUUCACAUAAGCCAAUUUCCGAGACUGGUUUCCUUCAAGAACCUCUCAGAAACAGUUGUGAUAAUUUGGACACGCUCUGGUUAAUUCCCACUUCAGUUCAUGAAGGAACAAACAUUGGGCUACACGAGCCGCAAAAUUUAGAUAAAAGGGAGUUGGUGCGUGGUUGUGUUUGGACUGCAAGAGUAAAACAUGCACAAAUUAGUAUGGAGAAAGAUUGUUACAUAAUUUCAAGUGACCUCUGAUAUAUGAAGUGCAGGACAUUAUCAUAUUUCAUUUUAUGGGAUUAUAUGCACAAAACUGUAGUAUUUCAAGAGAAUUAGAAAAGGAAAGCCGG
Molecule: messenger RNA, 1080 nt
Organism: Lingula anatina
Lineage: Eukaryota; Metazoa; Brachiopoda; Lingulata; Lingulida; Lingulidae
Source: RefSeq, a predicted model, not a curated record